This is a messenger RNA of Seminavis robusta, 1080 nucleotides long. The record is from the annotation of a GenBank genome assembly. Lineage: Eukaryota; Bacillariophyta; Bacillariophyceae; Naviculales; Naviculaceae.
AUGUCGGCGUCCAUGUGCGACUGCAACAGGAAUGCAGCCGAUCUGUUCACCCAGGACGGCUGUUUCCAAUGCACUGAUAGGGUACACCAUACCAGGGACUACCACCAAUUUGGUCAAACAUUCUUUGAACAUGGGCACGGCUCAACACAACCCAAACAUCUUACGGACCAGAACAACAUUCUGAAUGACAGUACGAACACCACUCCCACCAAGAGAAUGGCCGACCGCCAACACCAUACAAUUGCUGUUCCAAUUAAACUUUCGACCAACUUCGACUCUCUGUUCUCACCCUUUCCACCCAAGCCGAUGACCACCGCUGGGAAGAGAGGACCAACUUCAUUCUUCCCCAUGCUCGGACGAUGCCGAAUCCAGCAGCCACCGAAGAAAAGAGCCGACACCAUUCCAUCACCAGUGAAGAGGCUUAACCGGGAUCUCUCCAAGAAGGACAAGGUCUAUCAAGUCUGGCAGUAUGCAGAGGAAGGUGAAUCUCUGUUUGACCCGGGAGAGGCACUCAUGUACCUAUCAUCCAACCUCCAUCUGAACAAGUCGAAGUCCCAUCAAGACGGUUGUUGGUACGAAGAGUUGCCAUCCUACAGGGCCAAACUAGAACAGAGGCAGAAUGCAGCGGCAACCAAAGCAGCAGCACCGGCAAAAUCAGCUGCAACAGCGCUAUUAGACGAGGCAGACCAGCAAGAAGAAGAAGACUUAGCCGGCAAGAAGGGGUCUAUGAAAAAUUGGCUUCUUCAGCAUUCCAAGAAGACAUCAAUUAAGGUAAAGCCAACACCACCGAAGAAGAAAGAACCACCGGCAGAAAAGCCACUACCAAAAGGGACAAAAAGCCGCUUAGACACCACCUGGAAGACCCUCAGACCGAUGCUUAACGCCCAUUACCGGGAGAACCCCAAGCUCUUAAAGGUCCCAGUGGAGCAGAUCGUUCAGCGUCUUAACAAGUGCUUUAUUGAGGUGUCCGAAGAAUCCAAGAAGGUACCUGAAACCUUUAAGCCCAAAGCCCCCAAACCAAAGGGCAAUAAGAAAGGCAGUAGGAAGAGCACAACAGGCGGAUCCACCGGAGAAGAGUAA